This is a messenger RNA of Triticum aestivum (bread wheat), 900 nucleotides long. Its product is annotated as proteinase inhibitor PSI-1.2. Gene Ontology annotation, molecular function: serine-type endopeptidase inhibitor activity. The transcript is spliced from 2 exons. The coding region runs from base 470 to 706 and encodes 78 amino acids. Lineage: Eukaryota; Viridiplantae; Streptophyta; Magnoliopsida; Poales; Poaceae. The record is from RefSeq and is a predicted model, not a curated record.
GUCAGUUUUUUAGAGGAGCAUGCUCCUCUAAGAGGAUACUCGAUCGUAUCCCCUCUAAAUUUUUGGAGAUCAGUUAGAGAUGCUCCCAGUCCAGUCCAAUUAUACAGACACUGGAAAACGGAGACAGAGGAUUUGCGACCGUCCAAAAGUCCGUCACCGGUCAAACCAAGCUGCUGCUGUUUCCUUUGAGAAUUAAAUGCAGCCAUGGUAGAUUUACGGUGAGAGUUCCACGAGAUCCAUAUCCAUAGUACAAAGUAGACAUCACGAAUCUGGUCAAGGUUCAAGCCUGAUUUAGUUGACUACAAGCUACGAAAAUUGGGUGGUUUCAGCGUAGCCACCGGCUAGUGUACAAGGCAGUACUCUUCAGGACAAAGGCUAUAUAUUAGGAUGUCAGUGGAAGCAAUCAAGGAAAUAUCUUACCCUGCGAUCCUUAUCAGAAUUCAGAACCAGCUCAGGAGUGUGUACAGACAUGGCUACCUCCAGACUCCACAUCGCCUGCGCUCUCCUCCUCGCUGGUGUUGUGCUUCUGGGGCAAAAUCAAGAGGGCAUGGAAGCCGUGGCUUGCCCUCAGUACUGCCUGGAGGUCGACUACAUAACCUGCCCGUCCUCCGGCUCACAGAAGCUCCCGGCGAGGUGCAACUGCUGCAUGGCUCCCAAAGGCUGCACGCUUCAUCUCUCCGACGGGAUCAACCAAACUUGCUCUUAACCCAGUUCAGAGUUCAGACAGUGAUGUAACUUCAUGUCUUCAUGUAUGGUGUGGCGGUAGACAGUGUACUUGUCAUUUGUCAAGGCAGUAAUAAUCUGACAAAGCUGCAAGUUUUGCGGAUAAAGCAUGUCAUAUACUAUGAUACACGUUAUCGAUGAGUACGCACAUAUAAGCAGCUUCAAAGAGCCCUAAAA